This is a messenger RNA of Fusarium subglutinans, 2394 nucleotides long. RefSeq lists its product as uncharacterized. The transcript is spliced from 4 exons. The record is from RefSeq and is a predicted model, not a curated record. Lineage: Eukaryota; Fungi; Ascomycota; Sordariomycetes; Hypocreales; Nectriaceae. The coding region runs from base 1 to 2394 and encodes 797 amino acids.
AUGAACAGGCAGCCUUUCGUUCGAAUUCUAUACAGGUGUGCCGGUGCUAUUAUUGGACCUCGUGGAAUCGCUAUUGGAGUGGGCAGAUCGCAAGUGCAUUCGGCCAAAAGGGACAUGGAGCUGGCGGCGACAAAGAAGGCGCUCGUGGUCAGGAGCAGACGGAUCAAUUGGGGAGGAUAUUCCCUCCAAGAAUCGUACGUUGUCUUGGCCGACAAUGUUGUUUCGGGUGUAAGCGCGAUGGCUUAUGCCGACCGCACCGAGCUUCCGCCUACUGUCGUCUCCCGACAGCGUCAUAGAACCUCAAUAGGGCGCGAGAGAGAGGCUACCGCGCCCAUGAACCAGUCGUCGACGUUCUCGGUCAGAGCAAACGAUAUGGGUCGACGACGCGGGUGGGACGUGGGAGGGUUCAUCAGGCAUCGCUCGAUCGCUCAGGCCUCGUCGUGUAUAAUGUGGAAAGGCAUUUCGAGCGGUCGCGCGCAGGUGGCUGAUUCGAUGCCAUCAAGCCUUAUCACGGGAGGUGGUGUUGUCGCAUCGCGAUUCACGUCUUCAGAGACUGUUGUUGACGAACUGCCAAUGGCCGAUAUGAGUGCUUCAGGAGCAAAAGCCCCGCUGCAGGCUCUCACGUCAGACGCGGCUAAAACGAACGACGUCAUCGUCGAUCGCCAAGGUUUGCAUCACGAUCUCAAAUUCGCCUGCAGAAUCGUCACUCAUUUUGCGCCUCCAUCACCAACCGCUCUCCUCCCAUUUUACCUCAUCUCACCACACCAACGACAAAUCAACCGCACAAAUAAUUCGAUGGAUUUUUCCUGCCGCGUCCAAAUUAACAACGAAUCCUCAGAGGAUCUCCUCCUCGAAGACUCCGGCCUCGAGAGCGGAAACUGGCCAUUACGCCAGCCCCUCAAUGUGAUCGAAGCUGGUACUCAACAGACCAUCUACCUCGCGCAACCGAGCUGGGGAGGUUCAAAAGCAUGGGUCACGUAUGAAGCGAGAUACGGCCAGGGCUGGAGGAAUUUCACGCUCGAGUUUGAGUGUCCUGCUAUGCCGCUCUCCAAGAACCAUGUCAAGGUCAAGGAUUGCUCCAGGGUCUUUGAGAUUGAUGUUACGGAUGUUCAGGAGCGGGGGAGUCCUUUGACUGCGAAUGUAACGAUUCGCAUGGAUUCGAAAAAGUCUAUAACCACCAAGAACGAUGAUUUCCGUGCAAACUACGACAUUGGUGUCGGUGUCUCGUUCCCGACAAAAAUGGACAUUAAAUUCCCCGUCCACGAAAGCAUCGUCGUAGCAGCCUUUAUCGAAUCCGACAUGACAUUCCCCCGCGGAACAGUCUACAACAACAUCAACGACAAACAAUGGGAAUUCUUCCGCGGCGUAGUCUGGAACGACGAUCCCUCCUGUCUACUCUUCGAAGACGUCACCGAAGAUAAUCGCAUGUUUGGCUUAGGUGUCGAGUGGUUAAACGCCUUCAAGUUCGGCGAUGAGAAAUGCAUGAUCAAGCGAUCGCAUAUGGGAGAUCUCCAGUUCUUCCACGGUAUGGGCUCAGUGAUGGGUGAGAAACCGCAGAAGACGCGCAAGAACAUUCUUACGUGGAUGGAGGUCAUGUACAAGCUUGCAUGCGGCGAUCAAGGCAUUUCCGAAGACGACACUCUCGAUAACGUUCUACCCGGCUUCUUUACCAAAGACACCAUCCCCUCGAAAUCUGACACCCUCCGCGAUCUCAUCCUCGCCACAACACCGAAAUACAAAGACGCCAACAUCCGCAAACGCGCUUUCGGUAUUUGUCUCCAUAUGAUAUCCGACUCGUACGCCCUAGGCCACACGCAGCGCCGCCUGCGCAACCCGUCCGAUCUGAUUGAGCGCGACACCGCGGGAUAUAUCCGCUUCAAGCCUGACACCUACGGUGACUGGGGUUCUAUUCUCUGCUUCCACACAUACAACGACCAAGACGGUGAUCGUCAUGCUCACUACGAUGAUAAAGACGGUGAACAGGAUCCUGCGCCGAGGGAUGUCACGACGUUUAAUGAGAUGAUUGGCGCGAGGAAUGCUAUUAUGGGCUGCACAGAGAUGAUCAAUUUGUUUAUCAAGAAGACGCCUUGGCAGGAGGGUGUGAAGAAGUUUUUGGAGGAUGAGAUUUUUGUGCUGGACAGGGAUGCUAAGCCUUCUGAUCAUUUCACUGAUGAGAGUGUUGUUUCGUAUGUCUAUGCGCAGAGGGACGAGGAGAUUGAGUAUCGGGCGGGUUUGGAGAAGAAGCUUGCUUCUUUAGAGGAGGGUGGUUUGACUACGAAGAAGAAGUGCGAUGGACGAUCAAGGGUUGUUUCGGCGCUUGCGAUGCUUUGUCUUUUCAUCAGCGCAAUUUUCUUUACGUUCUUUACGAUGAGGAUUCACGGAUUCAUGUAUUAG